Messenger RNA from Exserohilum turcica Et28A, 2862 nucleotides. RefSeq lists its product as uncharacterized. Lineage: Eukaryota; Fungi; Ascomycota; Dothideomycetes; Pleosporales; Pleosporaceae. The transcript has 5 exons. Gene Ontology annotation, biological process: nucleoside metabolic process. Gene Ontology annotation, molecular function: catalytic activity; protein binding. The coding region runs from base 1 to 2862 and encodes 953 amino acids. The record is from RefSeq and is a predicted model, not a curated record.
AUGCCGCGCCAGCCUUGCCGCAAAGAGUACACCGUAGGAUGGGUAUGCGCACUACCUAUCGAGGCCACAGCGGCGAGAGCGUUGCUGGAUGAGAAAUACGAUGUUCCUGUCCCAGAUUCUGGGGAGAAUAUUGAGGACGUAUACCACACGGGGUCCAUGGCCGGUCAUAACGUCGUCAUCGCAUGCCUUCCAGGACGUACUGGAACAAGUUCGGCGGCGGCUUUAGCGACACGGAUGCAAGCCAAAUUCCAAGGAAUUCAGUUCGGACUCAUGGUAGGCGUUGGCGGAGGGGUGUCGAGCGAGCGAAAUGACAUAAGACUUGGAGACGUGGUUGUGAGUGUCCCGGAUGGUAUCCAUGCAGGCGUUGUGCAAUACGACCAAGGAAAGACGACAACAACCAAAGUUAUUAGAACAGGAAGCUUAGAUUCGCCACCACGAAUACUUCUCAGUGCAGUGGGGGCUUUGGAAUCUGACGCCCUUCUGGGCGAAAGCCAGCUACUCAAGAUCCUCUCGGAGAUUGAGCACAUACGCAAGCUCCGGCGUAGUGAAUCGAGUCUUGAUGUGCUUUACGACGCAACCUACAACCAUGAAGGAGGUCCAACAUGUAAAAAUUGCCAUUCCGACAAGCAAGUGAUUCGUUCACAACGCAGCAAAGAAGAAGAAGUAACAGUACACUAUGGCACCAUCGCGUCGGGCAACCAAGUGAUGAAGAGCGCUAUUGAGAGAGAUCAGAUUAGCGAAAGCCUUGGGGGUGUACUCUGCUUCGAGAUGGAAGCAGCUGGACUCAUGAACAGCUUCCCAUGUCUUGUAAUUCGUGGCAUCAGCAAUUAUGCGGACUCGCACAAGAAUGAUGAAUGGCAGGGCUAUGCAGCCGCAACUGCAGCAGCGUAUGCCAAAGAGCUUCUCCUCAAGAUCCCACCAGCACAAGUACUUGAAACAGCCAGGAUAGCAGAGGUUAUGAGCAGUAAGAGAGAACAAGACGCGCCAUCGGCAAACGCCAACGAGGCUACCUCUAAGCGCAGAAAGAUCGGAAAUUCCAGUACUCCAGAGAACGGUCUUGAAGAGAAGAGUGAGCCCAUGCAGAAAGCCCUACAGCAACUGGGAAAUCGCUCCGUCAUGUGCUUCGUUGAUGCACUCGACGAAUGUGACGAAACACAGAUCGGGGAGUCCUCUGUUGAAAAUGGCGUACGUUUCUUGACCUGCUUUGCAAGUAGGCACUAUCCUCGCAUCUCCAUCCGCAGAAGCCUUGAAAUUAUGCUAGAACAGCAACAAGGCCACAGUCAAGAUAUCACCAACUACAUUGAAAUUAAGCUGGAAAUUGGAAAAACCAAAAUGGCCCAGCAAGUUCGAGCCGAAGUCCAAGAGAAGGCAACCGGAGUCUUUAUGUGGGUUGUUCUGGUGGUAGGCAUUUUGGACAAAACAUACUUCCGUGGUCGCCUUUUGGAGUUGCGACAAAAAUUGGACGAAAUCCCGGGCGAUUUGCACAGUCUGUUUCUCAACAUUCUCACCCGGGAUACGAACAAUAAGGAAGAGGUAGUUUUGUGCAUUCAAUGGGUACUCUUCGCGAAACAGCCACUUAGUCCCGAGCAGUUGUACUGCGCUAUCCUUUCGGGUAGCGGUCCCAGUGCUAUAUCUGCGUGGGAGCCCGAUGAAAUCACCCAAGAGACAAUCAGCAACUUCAUACUUGAUUGUUUUAAAGGCCUUACUGAUAUCACGGUGUCCAAAAACCGACAGGUUCAAUUCAUACACGAGUCAGUUAGAGACUUCCUACUCAAGGAAGAUGGGUUGUCCAAGGCCUGGCCCGAGUACAAUGUCAACUUCCAAGGCCGAAGCCACGAAAGAUUGAAACAUCGCUCAAAGACAUACCUCGCUACCGAUCUGGAAAAAUGGCUGAAGAUUCCUAAUCCUCUGCCAAAAGCAUCCUCCCCGGAAGCGAAGAACUUACGUCGGUCGGCUAGGCAGCAAUACCCAUUGCUAGAAUACGCCGUUCAAAACAUUUUCUAUCACACAGACUUGGCAGAAUCUCACGGUAUCUCUCAAGCCAGAUUUCUAGACGAUUUCAAGCUUGAGCGCUGGGUUCAGCUAGACAACAUGCUCCAGAAGUUUGACUCUCGCAGGCAUCAACCCAGUGUCAGCCUUUUGUACAUACUGGCUGAACUGGAUUGCGCAAACCUGAUUCACCUUCAUCUUCCAAAAGGCCAGGUUUUAAGGAUUGAGGCAGACCGGUAUGGGUUCCCUCUUUUCGCUGCUGUUGUUCACGCAAACAAUGCAGCGACCCAAGCUCUCUCGACUGCCCUUCGACCAGCUUCGCCAGGCCAAAUUGUGGAAAACAGGCAUGCGGAAAUCGAGAACCAGAUUACAGUCAAUAACAAGCGCGAGCUUCGUCGGUACUAUAGGAAGAACCGACGCCUCAUGCUUAACGCCAAGUUGGUCUUCCCCGAGUGGCUGACGAUCCUGUUGCUCGGGUCAUCAGAGUAUGACACCAAUUCUCCGCCUUCUGAAUUUCAAUAUGCAUUAUUCGACGCAUCAGAAAAAGGUUAUGAAGAUAUAGUUGAGCUGUUGCUGCGCAAUAAAGCGGCUAUUUUGGACGACCAGCCUGAUUCGCGAGAUCGAGCGCUGCAUGCUGCAAUUGAAAACGGACACGGGUCGAUUGUCAAACUACUUGUUUUCGCAGGUGCAAACAUCGAAGCAAAGAAUCGCAAAGAUUGCAACGCAAUUCACAUAGCAUCGCGAGAAGGGUUUCUAGAUAUCGUAGUAUUCUUACUGGACAACCGCCCUGACCUUAUUGACACUAUGCUCAAGGUACUGCUCUUCACACAGCUUGCCGAGAAGGUCAUAAACGUACAGUCAAAUUAUUGCUAG